Messenger RNA from Penicillium subrubescens, 1680 nucleotides. Its product is annotated as MFS transporter. Gene Ontology annotation, biological process: transmembrane transport. Gene Ontology annotation, molecular function: transmembrane transporter activity. The record is from RefSeq and is a predicted model, not a curated record. Lineage: Eukaryota; Fungi; Ascomycota; Eurotiomycetes; Eurotiales; Aspergillaceae. The transcript has 4 exons. The coding region runs from base 1 to 1680 and encodes 559 amino acids.
AUGGUAUUAACACAGCAGCCAAGAUCUCUCGCUUCCACCGACGAUAGCUUUCCCACCCUCCAGCUCUUCCUCUUGGCAAUAUGUCGUGUCGCCGAGCCCAUAGCUUUAACCUCCAUCUUCCCAUACUCAUGGGUCAUGGUCAAGGAUUUCCACAUGGCUAACGGGGCUGAUGCCUCCUUCUAUGCGGGCAUUUUGAUCUCCGCUUUUUCUCUCGCUGAAGCAAUGACGGGUAUGUUCUGGGGUAGUCUUUCUGAUCGAGUGGGUCGCAAGCCUGUUCUUCUGUGUGGCUGCUUUGGGACUAUGUUGUCGUUGCUGCUUGUCGGUCUGGCCCCGAACUUUUGGGUUGCCCUUGUGGGGAGGGCGUUGGGUGGUGCGUUGAAUGGGAAUAUUGGGGUUAUUCAGACUAUGGUUGGAGAGUUGGUUAAACGGCCUGAGCAUGAGCCUCGGGCUUAUGCUAUUAUGCCUUUUGUUUGGUCGAUUGGUACUAUUAUCGGGCCAGCUAUCGGAGGUCUCCUUGCAAGACCCUCAGAGGGCUAUCCUUCUCUGUUUCCCUGCGACGGCCUCUUCGGGCGAUUCCCCUAUCUAUUACCCAAUCUAGUCUGCUCCGUCCUUUUAUUAUUGAGCAUCAUCGGCGGCUGGCUCUUCCUACAGGAAACCCACCCAGAAAUGCAGCACCACAGCGAAACCACCCAUCGCUUCUUCGAGCAUACCUCAGCCGAACAGCCUCUCCUCGCGACCUCCGGCGCGACUGCCAAUGCAGGCGUUGACCUCCGAGCCGAGUCCUACGGAACCUUCAAUCAGGUCAGCCUGCAAGAGGAUGAGAACUGGGAUGUCCUCGCAGACGGUACGUCUCCCGUGUGGAAGAAGUCACUGAAACCGAAACCGUUCACGUGGCGGGUCACCAUGCUAGUGAUCGCCCUGGCUAUCUUCACAUACCACUCGAUGACCUACGAUCAUCUUUUGCCGAUUUUCCUCCAAGAUGAGAAUACCCGUGGUCGCUCGUCUGGUCACCAUGCUUUCCUGGAUAUUCCGGGUGGAGUCGGUCUGUCAACGCAGACAGUGGGAAUGAUCAUGUCCACAGAUGGCAUCAUCGCCCUCAUCAUUCAAAGCCUGAUCUUCCCCGCUCUGGCUGGAUGGCUGGGCGUAUGGCGUCUCUUUGUCGUCGUAACAAUCCUCCACCCAAUCGCAUACUUCAUGGUUCCCUUCGUGGCCCUCCUCCCUCAAAACCUGACCUUCGUGGGAGUAUACACCUGCCUAAUCGUCCGCAAUAUCCUAUCCAUCAUCGAUUAUCCCGUGCUGCUUAUUCUCAUUAAGCAAGCUAGUCCGUCGGACUCGGUGUUGGGUAAGAUCAAUGGUCUGGCUGCUUCGGCGGGUGCGGCUUCUCGUACGAUUGCGCCUCCCAUUGCGGGAUACCUUUACAGUACUGGUGCGGAGGUGGGUUGUACCGCGCUUGCUUGGUGGGGGAGUUCGUUUGUUGCUUUGCUAGGUGCGGUUCAGCUUUGGUUUAUUCAGCGGAAGAGGAACUCUUGGGUUAUUGUCGCGCCUGCGGCUCCGUGUCAUUAUGUUUCUAUUCCGGAUCGAUCGACGGAUAAUGUUGUGCAUAUCAUCGUGACUGAUUUUGAUGCUGAUGCUGAUGCUGAUGCAGCUCGGACGGAUGCGGGAAUUGCGGUGUCGCGCUGA